This is a messenger RNA of Apiotrichum porosum, 1188 nucleotides long. RefSeq lists its product as uncharacterized. The coding region runs from base 1 to 1188 and encodes 395 amino acids. Gene Ontology annotation, biological process: glucose metabolic process; beta-D-galactose catabolic process via UDP-galactose, Leloir pathway. Gene Ontology annotation, molecular function: aldose 1-epimerase activity; carbohydrate binding. The record is from RefSeq and is a predicted model, not a curated record. Lineage: Eukaryota; Fungi; Basidiomycota; Tremellomycetes; Trichosporonales; Trichosporonaceae. The transcript has 2 exons.
AUGCUCGUCACUCUCCCCCUCGUCGCUGCCCUCGCUGCCCUCGCUCCCGCCGUCUCGGCCAACUCGGCCAUUCAGGAGUACAAGCUGUCGGCCCCUGGCAUCCGCGCUUCGUUUAUCCCCCACGGCGCUCGUCUUCUCACUCUCGAGGUCCCCGACCGUAACGGCGAGUGGCGCGACGUCAACCUCGCCCACGCCGAGACCAAGACGUUUGCUGAGGAGACCUCGUCGAGCCGCUCGUACUUUGGCUCCGUUGUCGGCCGCUACGCCAACCGCAUCCGCAACGGCACGUUCUACGUCGAUGGCCAGGACUACCACACCCCCCUGAACGACCAUGACGGCCUCGACACCCUCCACGGUGGUCUUGAGGCGUACGACGCUCGCGAGUGGACUGUUCUGAGCUCGAACGCCAGCACCAUCACCUUCCAGCUGCUCGACCACGCGUCCGAGGGCUUCCCGGGCAACGUCCUUGCCCUUGCCUCGUACACUGUUACUGCUGGCAAGCUCACGACCAUCCUGACAGCCUACGCGCUCGACCUCCCCACCCCGAUCCUGCUCACCACCCACUCGUUCUUCAACCUGGCCGGUGACGCCACCACCACCGUCCUCGACGACACCCUCGAGCUCCCCGGCGCCGGCCGCUACGUCAUGGUCGACAGCAUCGCUGUCCCCACGGGUGAGAUUGCCGAUCUCCGCUCGGUCCGCCCCGACGGCUCGCUCCACCCGCUCAACUACACCUCGGCCCGCCCCAUCCGCGACUCGCUCGACGCCAACCUGUGCGGCGACGGCUGUGUGGGUCUCGACAACUGCUGGAUCUUUGACAAGCCCGAGCCCGUCGACGGGCCUUCGGUCGGCCCCGCCCAGGUCAUCUGGACCUCGGAGCAGUCGGGCAUCCGCAUGAAGGUCCACACCAACCAGCCCGCCAUCCAGCUCUACGACUGUAUCGGCAUGGACGGCACGCUCGCCACGUCGGCCGGCACGGUCGUCAAGUAUGGCUGCAUGGCCAUUGAGCCCCAGGGCUGGAUCGACGGCAUCAACCACCCCGAGUGGAACCAGAGGCAGAUCUACGCGCCCGGCCAGGGCCCCCACGUCAACAUUGCAGAGUACGCGUUCGACACCGUCCCCAUCGCCCAGCACCCCGACCUCGACGCGGCUCUUGGUAUGGGCUCCCAGGGCUUCCUCCACGUUUAA